Teleopsis dalmanni is the source of this 3562-nucleotide messenger RNA. RefSeq lists its product as uncharacterized. NCBI's taxonomy places the organism in Eukaryota, Metazoa, Arthropoda, Insecta, Diptera, Diopsidae. The transcript has 7 exons. The record is from RefSeq and is a predicted model, not a curated record. Bases 659 to 3328 code for a protein of 889 amino acids.
UCAGUCAGUACUUUAUGGAUAACGACGGUGUGUGUGACAUUUCUAGAUUAGUAAGAUUUCAAUGUGUUUUACAAUCGGACGACGGUUUUUAAGUUUAUUAAUAGCUGCGUUAAUAAGAAGAAAAUCUUGUAUACGGACGAGCAUAUAAUAAUAUAAAUUUAAGCAAAUAUGAUAAUAAUUUUCAAAAAAACAACAUAGAGUAUACCCGCAAACGUAUCACAAAAUCAAGUGACCUGUUUUUAGUGAAAGCAAAGCCUUUGUUAAUUGCCUUCAGAAAUAUUUUAAUUAAUGAAAAUUGAAAAGAAAUAUCAAUAAAAAUAAAUGAAGAAUAAAGUGCUAAAGUUCUCGAAAUCAUCAUUUUAGCUUGGUGUUGAACGAGAAAUUCUUUAUUGUAAAUAAAACGUAAAUUAUAUAAGCAGAGUGUGCGUAAAUGUUUCAAGAUAUAGCCACAUUGGAGCGACAACAACAACAAAAUGUUCGCAAAAUCUUGAGUUUUAAACGCAGCUAAAACAGCAACAACGAAGCUUUUAUGGACAAUCACUUAACCUUCAGAUGCAUACAAUUAGCAAAUGCAAUUCAGAACGUUACAAUCUACAAUUGGUAUAAAUAUACAUACAAUAAGUAAAUUUAUAUAUAACCACUGGAAUAUAUAUUCAAAAUGUAUCUAAUUUACAAUAAACAAGCCGCAUUAUUGCUCAUAACGUUGUGCUGGGCAAUAUUGGAGAAAACAGUUGGUAAAGAUAUAGGAACGAGACCGGUUCAAACUAAUAAUAAAGGCUCGAUAUCGUGGGGCGGUGAAAGUCUAAGUUUAGUUGCAUCAGCGAGAGAAGAUAUAUGUAAAGUUCAUUGCAACUGUACCAAACGAAACAAUUUCCAAUUAAUAUCUUGCGAUUUCCGGAAAAACCGAUAUUUAAGUGAGAUUUUCGGAAAAAAUUUUCAAGUACCAGCCGAUGCCACUUCAGUCACAAUUCACUUAGCCGUUCGUACCAACUUUCGCUUGGAAGCAGGUUUCUUUAGUGAGUCUAGGGUGAACAGUUUAAGGAUAGAAGGAACGAACAGCGACGAUCAAGUGGAAAUAACAAGCGAGGCUUUCAGUGGUAAUGACGGACCUUAUCCCGAUAUACAAAUCAACAAUGUGCAGACUGUGUUUGUGCGCAAACAAGCAUUCCUGGCAUGUACAAGUAAAUUUACAGUACGCAAUAGUAAUGAAGUGAUUUUAUAUGCUGAUGCCUUUGAGGAAGCUGAAGUAAAUGGCCUUUUUGUGGAUAUUAAGGAUUUACGUAUAGAUGAAGGCGCUUUCAAUUUAGCAAAAGCAAAACUUCGUAUUGAAAAAUCUAAUAUUGAUAAUCUUUAUCGAUUUGGCGCAUUUUUGAAUGAGAUAUGUUUUACAAAUAGCAAUAUCACCACCAUUAACAAUGGAACUUUCGACGUCUUCAACAUAAAUGCAAUAAUUUUUGAAGGGUGUCGCAUCGAUGCAAUCAAGUCAAGAGCAAUCACAGAAAGGCUUUUCAGCAAACAUGUAUCAAUUACUGAUGCCGUAAUUGGUUUUAUUGAGAGCGAAGCUAUUUAUGGUACCGGCAUAUCGGAACUAAUUAUUAACAAUAAUAGCAUUGAUACAAUUUAUGAAAACGCAAUACAAGUGGCAGCGAUUAAUGCAACAAUUACGAAUAACACCGUUAAACAUCUCAGCAAUAAUUGGUUGCGAGUGAAAGAAUGGUCCAAAAUUAUUAUAGAAAAAAAUAAAUUUGGCGAAUUUGGCAUGAUAAAUCUAGAGCCCACUAAACAACCAGCUGCUUGUCGCUUUAAUGGAAACUCACUAACGCAACCGUUGCCGGGUAGCUUGAAUAUGAACUCGAAUUGCAUAAUACAUGAAGUGUCAGUGAAUAUCGCUUGCCGAUGUAAUCCUACUUGGUUGCACGAACUUACCGCACACGAUUUAUAUUCGGAAAUGUAUUGCACUAUUGACAAAAAAUUGGGCCUCUGCUUUAAUAGAACUACUCUCAAUUUACAAAAAUAUCUGCAUGAAGUAUGCGACGACACAAAAAAUACUUUGGACUGCGGUGCUAAUCGAAACCUUACCAGAGUUAACGACAAAUUCUUUACACCCGAAGAACUUCAGCAAAAAGACUCCAAUUUCCCAACAUUUUUAUCUAUUUUUGGUGGUAUAUUGGUACUGUUCGCUGUAGUACUAGCCGUACUCUUAAUAGUUAUAUGUGUAAAAAAAAAAGACGCUUGCAGAUCAACUAAUACAAGCCUCAUACCAUAUGCUAAUGAACAUGUACAUGAGUUCUCAAAUGAAGAUCGAGUUAUUAUUGAUCGUACUAUGCAGUUGCUGCAAAAAAAAUAUCCACAAAUUUAUAAACAGGUUAAGGAAAACACACAAGAAAUACUUCGUAGUGAUUUACCACACAGGAAAUGUGUAAAAGCCAUCAGCCAAAUUGUAAAUUUGUUAAAUGAGGUUCGCAACGCAGAUAAAGAUUUGCUUAUAGUUGAUUUCAAUAAUUUAUUAACACAACAUCUACAACCACCACAACCAACUGCGCCACCUGUUGAUCCAGUUUACACUGAACCGAGCCUCACCGGUAAUGACGGUGGUUUCUAUACUUCGAGUACAAUAGUGCCAGUAGAGGGUUAUGCUCUUCGAAAUGAGAUUUGUGGUGAACCUGUACCACUGCCCGAACAUAUAUAUGCAGAGCCCAAUUGCGUUGAACAACCACUGUUACGCAACGAAUACGCUUCACCGUCCGAUCACCAUCAGAAUAUGGAAGGCAUGGAUCUAUACUCAGAUCCUUACAAUGGUCGAGAUAUAACAAAAGCAGCUCCAUAUGCAGUAAGUGUUGCUGCUCCACCACAUCGUUCACCACAAUAUGCUACGCCUAUGCGUAAUCAAAAACUGCCAAAUCUUCCGUCCAUCUCAAAACGUACACAGAAUCUGCCAGAUGUGCUCUACCAAAGUCACAACAACAAUAACAAUAACACGUCUGCAACUAUAACACCCCAAACAGAAAAUAAUCAUCAAAGCCAUAAACCUUUAACGAACGUGCAAAAACUAGCACAAGAUCUCCAAAACAAAGUUCCAAAUCUAAAUCCUGCAAAUCACCAACACCAACAACGAAAUAUGCAUUUAUUUACGCCCGCUGUGUAUACUGCACCGGAUGUGAGUCACAAACAAAUAAGAGUUCCACGCCUUGCCUCUCCAGAAACAGAUGAGUGUGAAAUGGAUAUGCGUGGCGCCACAGGACUACCACCCGAAACUAGUUCUAAUCAUUCAGGUGGUAGCAAUGAGACUGUAGAAAUCGAUGAAGUUAUUGAAUAUGCAGACGCAUAGAUAGAUGCGAAAAUAGUCUAAGGACUAGACCGACAGCAACUUCUUUAAAUGAUAGUCAGUGGGCAGGGCAACACAUUAAACAAGCUUGUGAUUUUUAUUUUAUAAAUAUUUUAUAAAUUAUUUUGUAUUUAAUUACUUUACUAUUAAAAACUUAAUCUAAUUUGUUAACUUUUGUGAACUUUAAGUAUUUCAUUCGAAAAACAAUCGCUAUGCACAUGUAUAAAUCUUUAUAUA